AUGGGCGGUGCCUUCGCUGCAGUGGGCGGGGCCUCAAAUCGGCACUGCCGGACCGUGUGCUGUGGGCGGGGCCGUCCCAAGCCCCUCCCCUCACGCAUCGCCCCGCCCAUCGCCCCGCCCCGUACCCUUGAGCCGCGGCAGAAGAUGGCGGCGGCGCCGACCCUGGCCCGGCGGAUCGCCCGCUCAGGUGUGCUGUCCCUGUGCUGCCGGCCCCCAUCGUGGGACAGGGCCGCCCGGCAGCUCCCGCUCGCCCCAUGUCGUGCCUUCAGCAACAACAAGAUCCAGGUGGAUCUGGACGAGAGCUCAGGCGUUGCCAUGAUGAAGUUCAAGAGUCCCCCGGUGAACAGCCUGAGCCUGGACUUCCUCACUGAGUUUUCCAUAAGCCUGGAGAAGUUGGAGAACGACCGUGCCUGCCGGGGUGUGAUCAUUACAUCCGCUAUCCCCAAAAUAUUCUCCUCUGGCCUGGACAUCAUGGAGAUGUGUGGGAAGAACGUGGAGCACUACGGCGAGUUCUGGAGAGCCGUGCAGGAGAUGUGGCUGCGGCUCUACGGCUCCAACAUGGUCACGAUCGCUGCAGUCAAUGUAUGUCCUUUGGACCCACCUCCCUCGUCACCUGUCACCUGCUGCGGCUUGUUUGCACCGUGUGGGCAGGGACGGCCGAAAAAUCAGGCUGAAACAAAUCCAAAAAAUGCAUUUGUUGGGGCGUUUGGGCGAAAUUCGUGUCUGUCAGCGUGCGGGGUGUGGGAAGGUGUAGAAGCGUGGGAUGCUGCAGGCACCAUGUAAGCUGCAGACACUGCUGGGGUAUAGCAGCACUUCAGCACUUCCACCAGGUUUUGCUCCUCCAGCUGUGGUUCUUGGCCAGCAGGGAAGUGCUGUUGGAAUCUUGGUGUCCGUGGAUGGGUCGUUACAUGUUUGGUGUCUUCUUUUCAUUUUCCAGUGCGGUGCUGCCCUGGCAGCUCCCGGUGGUGUCUGUCCACAGCCCGU
Empidonax traillii (willow flycatcher) is the source of this 984-nucleotide messenger RNA. RefSeq lists its product as uncharacterized. Gene Ontology annotation, cellular component: mitochondrion. Lineage: Eukaryota; Metazoa; Chordata; Aves; Passeriformes; Tyrannidae. The transcript is spliced from 4 exons. The record is from RefSeq and is a predicted model, not a curated record. Gene Ontology annotation, molecular function: enoyl-CoA hydratase activity. Gene Ontology annotation, biological process: fatty acid beta-oxidation. Bases 1 to 783 code for a protein of 260 amino acids.